This is a messenger RNA of Amaranthus tricolor (Joseph's coat), 1071 nucleotides long. RefSeq lists its product as uncharacterized. The record is from RefSeq and is a predicted model, not a curated record. Gene Ontology annotation, cellular component: plasma membrane. Lineage: Eukaryota; Viridiplantae; Streptophyta; Magnoliopsida; Caryophyllales; Amaranthaceae. The transcript has a single exon. Gene Ontology annotation, molecular function: protein phosphatase regulator activity; protein phosphatase 1 binding. Bases 1 to 1071 code for a protein of 356 amino acids.
AUGUUGGAUUACAUGCUUAGAUUUGAUGAUAAGAAGCUAAUCCAAUCACUAGACGAACAAGGCCGGACUUGCCUAUCUUAUGCCGCAUACAUGGGUUAUCAUGAACAAGUUCAAAGUUUAUUGACUGCAGUUCCACACUGCGCAUAUAUCAGCAAUAAAGAUAAAUCCUUUCCAAUUCACCACGCAGCUUUAGGCGGCCAUCUUAGUGUCAUCGAUUUGUUGAGUACCUCUAGUUUCUUACUCGAUUCGAGAAGCCAAAAUAUUCUUCAUCUCGCUAUAAUUACUUCUAACUUUAAACUCGUAACACAUCUGCUUAACUUUUUUGAUGUUUCGUCUUUGAUCUACCAAAAAGACGAUGAUGGUAAUACUCCUUUGGAUUUGGCUAUGAAAUUAAACGCGAUUGAUCAUGACGAAAAAGUUAUUAGAAGACUAGUUUUGACGUUAGAAAGAGCUGCAAGAGGCCUUAGAUCUUGUCCUAUUGAUGGUAAUUUGUAUCAACUUUUAAUUCGUGGGGAGAUUGUUCGAAUUUCCCAAAUUACUUCGGAUAAAGGGUUUGAUUUAUCUGAUCUCGAAUGCAUAGACAACGGGUGUACUAUUCUUCACAUCGCAGCCAGUAUGAACCAACCCUUUUCGGUUAUGGAACUGCUUAGGAACGAUUGUAGCACAUCGCUCAUGUAUCAAGCAAACAACAACGGUGACCUUCCCAUUCAUUCGGCUGCUCAGGCAGGCGUUUUAGGGUCUCUCAAAGCUCUUCUUGAAUGGUCUAAUAUUUCGACGGAUGUAUGCAAAAGCAUGAAUGUUAAAGGAAAUACAGCAUUACAUAUAGCUGUGUCAAAUAAUCAGCAAAAGAUGGCAAAUUACUUGUAUAAACAAUGUCCAGAAGCAGCAUAUUAUUUGAAUGAGGACCAUAUCUGUCCCUUGUUUUUGGCUAUUAAAAUUUGGGGUGCGAGUGAUACCGUCCAUGAUAUGAUUAUUGGGCUCGAAGGAAAUAUACAUACUCAAAGCAGCUUGAUGGGUGCAAAAUCAGUUGUACAUAUGGCAAUUUUUACUAGGAAAACAGGUCAGUUCUAG